CCCAACUGUAAAACACGAGGGGUCGUUCCUGCGGAAAGAGAAAGAGCCAUUGACAAAGCAGCUAGAGGUGCAUCCGGCUCCCGGGACGACGGAAUCAUGAUCUCGCAGUUCUUCGUCUUGUCAAAGCGUGGCGAUAACAUCGUCUUCCGGGACUACCGUGGUGAAGUGCAAAAGGGAAGUGCAGAGAUAUUUUUCCGCAAAGUUAAAUUUUGGAAAGAUGAUGGGCAAGAGGAAGCACCUCCUGUCUUUAAUGUGGAUGGAGUAAACUACUUUCAUGUGAAGGUCGCUGGACUAUUGUUUGUUGCAACCACAAGGAUUAAUAUAUCACCUUCUUUUGUCUUGGAGCUUUUACAAAGGAUUGCUCGUGUAAUCAAGGAUUACCUUGGGGUUCUAAGUGAAGACUCGUUACGGAAGAACUUUGUGCUUGUGUACGAGUUGCUUGAUGAAGUCAUUGACUUUGGUUAUGUGCAAACAACAUCUACUGAAGUGUUGAAAUCCUAUGUUUUCAAUGAACCAAUUGUAGUAGAUGCUGCACGUCUAUCACCUCUUGGACCUGCUACAAUUUUUGCACAAGGGGCAAAAAGAAUGCCAGGUACAGCUGUCACAAAAUCUGUUGUGGCAACAGACCCUGGGGGUAAAAGGAGGGAGGAAAUUUUUGUAGAUAUAAUUGAGAAAAUCAGCAUCACUUUUAGCUCCAGUGGAUAUAUACUGACCUCUGAGAUUGAUGGCACCAUACAAAUGAAGAGCUAUCUUUCUGGAAAUCCUGAAAUUCGGUUGGCUCUUAAUGAUGACCUCACAAUUGGAGGAGGCCAGGGACCAACCUAUGGUUAUAAUAGUUCGACUGGUUCUGGGGCAGUGGUAUUAGAUGACUGUAAUUUCCAUGAAUCUGUUCGUCUUGAUAGUUUUGAUAUGGACAAAACUCUGACUCUGAUACCGCCAGAUGGUGAAUUUCCUGUCAUGAACUACCGUAUGACCCAGGAGUUUAGGUCUCCUUUUCGUAUCAAUGCAUUGAUUGAGGAAGCAGGGACCCAUAAGGCUGAGGUUAUUUUAAAGAUAUAUGCUGAGUUUGCCUCAGGUGUGACGGCAAAUACUAUAAAAGUGCAGAUGCCACUGCCAACGCACACCACCAGAGUUAGUUUUGAGCUGGAAUCUGGAGCUGUUGGUCAAACAACUGAUUUUAAAGAAGCAAAUAAGAGACUAGAAUGGGGUUUAAAGAAGAUUACUGGUGGAUCUGAGCAUACUUUACGUGCAAAGCUAACAUUCUCUCAGGAGUCACGUGGGAAUAUAACUAAAGAAUCUGGACCUGUUAGUAUGACAUUUACCAUACCAAUGUAUAAUGCAUCACGUCUUCAGGUAAAAUACUUGCAAAUAGCAAAGAAGUAUGGAACCCAGGAACCAUAUCGAUGGGUGAGAUAUGUUACACAGGCAAAUUCCUAUGUAGCUCGCGUAUGAUGAUGCAAUUAAACGACCCGGUCGGUUUCUAAUAUUUCCUUUUGUUUGUUAUUUCAUUUCCUUUAUUUUUAUUCUUUAUUUGUAAAUUACAUUCUAGUUCUAGGUCAAACAUUGACAGAAGUUUUAUGCUUAAUUAUUGAACGUACCAGCUAAAGUGAUUCUUUAUGAACUUCGUAACUUCGUCCUCUUUUGUUCCUUACCAAUCAGUCACUGAUCACUCGCUCAUGCAGUUUAUGAUAACAAUGCACACUGAGAUCUCCUAUAUUCAAGACUUUUUUUCCAGUCAUAGCACAAGAUGUAUGUCCUAGUUAUAUAUUGAAGAAAAGGGAACCUGGCUGGAUAUGAGACAACGGGAAAAUUAGCAGGACUUCUAGAGAUAAGCAUACGAUGCUGAUCCUAAUCAAAAUAGUAAAAGAUGGUGCUAGUGUCAAUAUAACAAGGUUGACCUAGAAUUUUGCCAGCCUUUGGUUAAGACCAUCUUGCUACUUUCAAUGUAGAUUAUUGUUGAUGUUAUCCUAGACUGCUGAUUUGUAUUCUCUACACUAUUAAUACAUCUUUAUAAUUUUGGUCGUC
Prosopis cineraria is the source of this 2025-nucleotide messenger RNA. Its product is annotated as AP-4 complex subunit mu-like. Gene Ontology annotation, cellular component: trans-Golgi network; clathrin adaptor complex; cytoplasmic vesicle. The coding region runs from base 97 to 1452 and encodes 451 amino acids. Gene Ontology annotation, biological process: Golgi to lysosome transport; protein targeting. The record is from RefSeq and is a predicted model, not a curated record. The transcript has 13 exons. Lineage: Eukaryota; Viridiplantae; Streptophyta; Magnoliopsida; Fabales; Fabaceae.